AACCAGCAAAAGGUAAAAAAAUAAAGAGAUAUGAAACAUGCCAUAUCGAGAUGUAGUAGUGAGGAAGUCUUAAAUUUCUACUAUAAAAACAACCUCCGGUGAGAGACCACACAAAGAAACCAAAUCAAGAAGCCAUUCCAAAUCCAUCUUUCUUCAAACUAACAAGUAUGGUUACGUUCACAUCAGAAGCAUCAAGGAGCCGAUCAAAGAAGGUAUGUGUGAUCGGAGCUGGACCGGCGGGGUUAGUCUCGGCAAGGGAGCUAAGAAAAGAAGGACACAAAGUGGUGGUGUUGGAGCAAAACGAAGACGUAGGAGGUCAAUGGUUCUAUCAACCAAACGUAGAAGAAGAAGAUCCCUUAGGAAGAAGUAGUGGUUCCAUUAAUGGUGAACUGAAGGUCCAUAGCAGCAUUUACUCUUCCUUGAGGCUAACCUCACCGAGAGAGAUAAUGGGUUAUUCGGAUUUUCCGUUUUUGGCGAAGAAAGGGAGAGAUAUGAGGAGGUUUCCAGGGCAUAAGGAGCUUUGGUUGUAUCUUAAGGACUUUAGUGAAGCUUUUGGGUUAAGAGAGAUGAUUAGGUUUAAUGUUAGGGUUGAGUUUGUAGGAGAAAAAGAAGAAGAGGAUGAUGUGAAGAAGUGGAUUGUGAGAAGUAGAGAGAAAUUUAGUGGUAAGGUUAUGGAAGAGAUCUUUGAUGCUGUUGUUGUUGCUACUGGUCAUUACUCUCACCCUAGAUUGCCCUCUAUUAAAGGAAUGGAUUCUUGGAAAAGGAAGCAAAUUCAUAGCCAUGUUUACAGGGUGCCUGAUCCAUUUCGUAAUGAGGUGGUGGUGGUGGUUGGGAACUCAAUGAGUGGACAAGACAUAUCAAUGGAGCUUGUGGAAGUGGCAAAGGAAGUUCAUUUAAGUGCCAAGACACUUGAUAUAUCUUCUGGCCUUUCAAAAGUCAUUUCCAAACACCCAAACCUUCUUAUUCACCCACAGAUUGAAUCUUUAGAGGAUGAUGGGAAAGUCAUUUUUGUGGAUGGUUCUUGGGUCGUCGCUGAUACAAUUUUAUAUUGCACCGGGUACUCGUACAAGUUUCCAUUUCUUGAGAGUAAAGGAAGAAUAGAAGUGGAUGAUGAUAGAGUUGGUCCACUCUUCGAACACACUUUCCCUCCUUGUCUCUCCCCUUCUCUCUCCUUUGUCGGUAUCCCCAGAAAGUUGAUAGGAUUCCCAUUCUUUGAAGCACAAGCAAAAUGGAUAGCACAAGUUUUGUCAGGAAAGUCAUCUCUUCCUUCUCCUGACCAAAUGUUACAAUCAGUAGACGAGUUUUACCGGUCAAGAGAUCUAGCCGGAGUCCCUAAACACAACACUCACGACAUUGCCGAUUUCACGUAUUGCGAUAAGUACGCGGAUUAUGUUGGGUUUCCGCAUUUAGAAGAUUGGAGAAAGCUACUAUGUUUGUCUGCUCUCAAUAAUUCACAAGAAAAUCUUGAGACUUAUCGCGAUUCUUGGGAUGAUCAUGAACUCCUACAAGAAGCUCUUCAAAGCUCUCAUUUCACAAACUUCAAUUCUUGAAUUACUCAUUUAUCGUUAUGUUAGAAAGAAAGAGUUUAUUAUAUAUUCAUACAUUUGUUUGUUUGUUGUUUCUUUCCUUUAUUUAGUUUGAUCUGCCUACGUUUUUGGUUGACUAUUUAUAUCCAUACAUUUGUUUCAUCAGUAUAGUACAAUAUCGUAAGCAACAUCAAUGGAGAU
Arabidopsis thaliana (thale cress) is the source of this 1727-nucleotide messenger RNA. Its product is annotated as Flavin-binding monooxygenase family protein. Gene Ontology annotation, molecular function: NADP binding; N,N-dimethylaniline monooxygenase activity; flavin adenine dinucleotide binding. Lineage: Eukaryota; Viridiplantae; Streptophyta; Magnoliopsida; Brassicales; Brassicaceae. The record is from RefSeq and is marked reviewed. Bases 168 to 1550 code for a protein of 460 amino acids. The transcript has 7 exons.